Molecule: messenger RNA, 471 nt
Organism: Aspergillus terreus NIH2624
Lineage: Eukaryota; Fungi; Ascomycota; Eurotiomycetes; Eurotiales; Aspergillaceae
Exons: 2
Coding region: 1-471 (156 amino acids)
Source: RefSeq, a predicted model, not a curated record
AUGGAUGUGAACGUCAGGUCCAUUUAUCAAUCAACUAAGGUUAUCCUGCCUUAUUUCUUGGAAAACAGUCGACCUGGCGUCUUUAUCCAAGUUAGCUCGACGGCGGCUCUUCGACCGCGUCCUGGGUUAACGUGGUACAACGCCUCCAAAGCUGCCGUUAGUGUUGCCACGAAGUCUAUGGCCGUGGAAUUCGGUCCCAAAAACAUCCGUUUCAACAAUGUCUGCCCAGUAGUGGGAAGCACUGGUUUGACGCAUUUGUUCAUUGGAAAGCCUGACACCGAGGAGAAUCGCGCACCUUUUGCGAGUACGAUCCCUCUCGGUCGAGGCUCAACACCUAUCGACGUUGCCAAUGCAUGCUGCUACCUGGCCAGCGACGAGGCCGAGUUCAUCACAGGUGUGGAUUUACAGGUACGCGAGAUACCAUCUCAUUCUCAACUUCUUAUCCAUCCCCAAUUUGUCUCCCCUUCCUAG